Messenger RNA from Anisakis simplex (herring worm), 783 nucleotides. Lineage: Eukaryota; Metazoa; Nematoda; Chromadorea; Rhabditida; Anisakidae. The record is from the annotation of a GenBank genome assembly.
AUGACUAUAUUUGGCAAAGGUGGCACGGCUAAGAAGGAGAAGCUCUCACCUACCGCUAACUCAGGGUCAACGAAACCGACCGCUCUCGUCGAUGCAGUAACUGCACCACCACGAGGUUUCGGCAUACGAUCGUAUCUUCACCAAUUCUAUCAAUCGCCAACAGUUGAAGAUAUCGAAUCUGCUGGUGCAUGGUAUUUACUUCCGCCACCUCCAGCUCAACGCACCGGAUUAUACAUCUGUCGAGUUUUGACCGUAUUUGGUCUUCUGCUGCUUAUUGGUGGCGCGGUAGCCAUUGUUGUCGGCUACACAUGGCCACGUGAAGGUGUCGAGGAGUCAAUCGUCAAAAUCGCUAUUUAUCAGGAUGAGGAUGGAAGUUUCUAUGUUCCACCUGAUAAAUUGGCUGAAAUUCUGCAAGAUCCUAUGCGGCAAUGGAAAAUGAUUGGACUGUGCGUAUUCGCCGGAGGUGCUGUGGUGUUGGCGCUGAGUUUGUUGAUUCCGACUUGUGCGCAGUGUUUCCACAGCAAACGAUUGGCCGCAUUUGUGAGUGAAGAUGGCACUCCGAACGAACCACCCAUACGAAUCUAUCCAGCUGGCUCGGCAAAACCCGAGGCACAUCAUCAUAACGCUAAGCAGGGCACUAAGAUUAGCCCAACCAGCGGACCGGUACCGGUUAUGGAAGAGAUUGCGAAAGUUCAACCGGGUGAAGGUAAAAUUGGAAGCGAAGGAGGGCAACUAAUGGCCACUGCAAACGAUCUUCUGCUCGGUGAAUCUGAAACGCAUUAA